Molecule: messenger RNA, 588 nt
Organism: Seminavis robusta
Lineage: Eukaryota; Bacillariophyta; Bacillariophyceae; Naviculales; Naviculaceae
Source: the annotation of a GenBank genome assembly
AUGUCAUGUCAUGUCAUGUCAUGUCAUGUCAUGUCAUGUCAUGUCAUGUCGGAACUCUUGGACGCUUUUCAGUGUGCGACGAAUAAUGAUGAUGGUCCGAUUGACAAUGGGACGAUUCGAUUCUUGUUGGACACGCUGGAGAAUGCGACGGAAGAAGACUGGGAACCCAUCUUGGAGCCCUUUGUGUCGGAUCCUUCCGCCAUUGUGCAAGUGUUGUUACUACUAAAAGGACAAUGCAAAGACACUUCUGUUCCCGACCAAGUGGCCCAAGCCAAGGAGAUUUUGCAACAAUUGAACAGUAGUAGUAGUACAGAGAUUGACAAAGAAGAAGCACUGACGUCCGACAAUGUGCUCCUCGGUGGCGACGACAACAAACCAAAGUACGCGUCCAUUCCAGGGGCUCACAACCGAGCCAUUUCGCUGCGACAGCUCCGCCAAAUUUUGCAGUACAUUCAAGCACAGCAAGAUCCGCAUACGGGCACAUUGCCCUGGGUUGAUCACACUAGUGGAGAACCAUUGACCGUCUCGACCAUGAACUUGUAUCAUGUGGUGGACUACAUCAUCAAGCCCUUCACGGCGCCGUAUUGA